Oncorhynchus gorbuscha (pink salmon) is the source of this 3177-nucleotide messenger RNA. Its product is annotated as dentin sialophosphoprotein-like. The record is from RefSeq and is a predicted model, not a curated record. NCBI's taxonomy places the organism in Eukaryota, Metazoa, Chordata, Actinopteri, Salmoniformes, Salmonidae. Bases 1 to 3177 code for a protein of 1058 amino acids. The transcript has a single exon.
AUGGGCGUGUCCCACCGUGCUAAUGACACCCACCGUGCUAACGACACCCACCGUGCUAACGACACCCACCGUGCUAACGACACCCACCGUGCUAAUGACACCCACCGUGAUAAUGACACCCACCGUGCUAACGACACCCACCGUGCUAACGACACCCACCGUGCUAAUGACACCCACCGUAGUAAUGACACCCACCGUGGUAAUGACACCCACCGUAGUAAUGACACCCACCGUGGUAAUGACACCCACUGUGCUAACGACGCCCACCGUAGUAGUGACACCCACCGUGCUAACGACACCCACCGUGCUAACGACACCCACCGUAGUAACGACACCCACCGUAGUAACGACACCCACCGUAGUAACGACACCCACCGUGGUAAUGACACCCACCGUGGUAAUGACACCCACCGUGGUAAUGACACCCACCUUGGUAAUGACACCCACCGUGGUAAUGACACCCACCGUGCUAACGACACCCACCGUGCUAACGACACCUACCGUAGUAAUGACACCCACCGUGGUAAUGACACCCACCGUGGUAAUGACACCCACCGUGCUAACGACACCCACCGUGCUAAUGACACCCACCGCAGUAAUGACACCCACCGUGCUAAUGACACCCACCGUGCUAAUGACACCCACCGUGCUAAUGACACCCACCGUAGUAAUGACACCCACCGUGCUAACGACACCCACAGUAGUAAUGACACCCACCGUAGUAAUGACACCCACCGUGCUAAUGACACCCACCGUGGUAAUGACACCCACCGUGGUAAUGACACCCACCGUGGUAAUGACACCCACCUUGGUAAUGACACCCACCUUGGUAAUGACACCCACCGUGCUAACGACACCUACCGUGGUAAUGACACCCACCGUGGUAAUGACACCCACCGUGGUAACGACACCCACCGUGGUAACGACACCCACCGUAGUAAUGACACCCACCGUGUUAAUGACACCCACCGUAGUAAUGACACCCACCGUAGUAAUGACACCCACCGUAGUAAUGACACCCACCGUAGUAAUGACACCCACCGUGCUAAUGACACCCACCGUAGUAAUGACACCCACCGUGCUAAUGACACCCACCGUGCUAAUGACACCCACCGUGCCAAUGACACCCACCGUAGUAAUGACACCCACCGUAGUAAUGACACCCACCGUGCUAACGACACCCACAGUAGUAAUGACACCCACCGUAGUAAUGACACCCACCGUGCUAAUGACACCCACCGUGGUAAUGACACCCACCGUAGUAAUGACACCCACCGUGGUAAUGACACCCACCUUGGUAAUGACACCCACCGUGCUAACGACACCUACCGUAGUAAUGACACCCACCGUGGUAAUGACACCCACCGUGGUAACGACACCCACCGUGGUAACGACACCCACCGUGGUAACGACACCCACCGUAGUAAUGACACCCACCGUAGUAAUGACACCCACCGUAGUAAUGACACCCACCGUAGUAAUGACACCCACCGUAGUAAUGACACCCACCGUAGUAAUGACACCCACCGUGUUAAUGACACCCACCGUGUUAAUGACACCCACCGUAGUAACGACACCCACCGUAGUAACGACACCCACCGUAGUAACGACACCCACCGUAGUAACGACACCCACCGUAGUAACGACACCCACAGUGCUAAUGACACCCACCGUAGUAAUGACACCCACCGUGCUAAUGACACCCACCGUAGUAAUGACACCCACCGUAGUAAUGACACCCACCGUAGUAAUGACACUCACCGUGCUAACGACACCCACCGUAGUAAUGACACCCACCGUGCUAAUGACACCCACCGUGCUAAUGACACCCACCGUAGUAACGACACCCACCGUAGUAACGACACCCACCGUAGUAACGACACCCACCGUGCUAACGACACCCACCGUGCUAAUGACACCCACCGUGUUAAUGACACCCACCGUGCUAAUGACACCCACCGUAGUAAUGACACCCACCGUAGUAAUGACACCCACCGUAGUAAUGACACCCACCGUAGUAAUGACACCCACCGUGCUAAUGACACCCACCGUGCUAAUGACACCCACCGUGCUAAUGACACCCACCGUGCUAAUGACACCCACCGUAAUGACAACCGUGACACCCACCGUAGUAACGACACCCACCGUGCUAAUGACACCCACCGUAGUAAUGACACCCACCGUGCUAAUGACACCCACCGUGCUAAUGACACCCACCGUAGUAAUGACACCCACCGUAGUAAUGACACCCACCGUAGUAAUGACACCCACCGUGGUAAUGACACCCACCGUGGUAAUGACACCCACCGUGGUAACGACACCCACCGUGCUAACGACACCCACCGUGCUAACGACACCCACCGUGCUAACGACACCCACCGUAGUAACGACACCCACCGUAGUAAUGACACCCACCGUGCUAAUGACACCCACCGUAGUAAUGACACCCACCGUAGUAAUGACACCCACCGUAGUAAUGACACCCACCGUGCUAAUGACACCCACCGUGCUAAUGACACCCACCGUGCUAAUGACACCCACCGUGUUAAUGACACCCACCGUGCUAAUGACACCCACCGUAGUAACGACACCCACAGUGCUAAUGACACCCACCGUAGUAAUGACACCCACCGUGCUAAUGACACCCACCGUAGUAAUGACACCCACCGUGCUAAUGACACCCACCGUAGUAAUGACACCCACCGUAGUAAUGACACCCACCGUAGUAAUGACACCCACCGUAGUAACGACACCCACCGUAGUAACGACACCCACCGUAGUAAUGACACCCACCGUAGUAACGACACCCACCGUAGUAACGACACCCACCGUAGUAACGACACCCACCGUAGUAACGACACCCACCGUAGUAACGACACCCACCGUAGUAACGACACCCACCGUAGUAACGACACCCACCGUAGUAACGACACCCACCGUAGUAACGACACCCACCGUGCUAACGACACCCACCGUGCUAACGACACCCACCGUGCUAACGACACCCACCGUGCUAACGACACCCACCGUGCUAACGACACCCACCGUGCUAACGACACCCACCGUGCUAACGACACCCACCGUGCUAACGACACCCACCGUGCUAACGACACCCACCGUGCUAAUGACACACACAAAGAAAUGAACAAAUUGUUGUUUCUUCUUUUAAUUUAUUGA